Messenger RNA from Anopheles funestus (African malaria mosquito), 2412 nucleotides. RefSeq lists its product as uncharacterized. The transcript is spliced from 4 exons. The coding region runs from base 376 to 2412 and encodes 678 amino acids. The record is from RefSeq and is a predicted model, not a curated record. NCBI's taxonomy places the organism in Eukaryota, Metazoa, Arthropoda, Insecta, Diptera, Culicidae.
AGGCUGCAAAGAACGCAUAAAAAGACCGAUUUUUUGUGUUUAUACCACUGAUUAGCGAGUUGACUAGUUUUAAAAUCGUUUUUAAUGCAUAAAAAGCGGAAAAUCAUCGUGAAAUCAUGUAUAAAGAUAAUUUCCCAAUUUUAUGCGUAAGUUUUGUGCACAACCAGACGAAUUAGCAACAAUUUUCAUUUUUAAGCCAACAUCUUCGGGAAUUGUUGUUGUUGUUGUUGGUAUUUGUGCUUGGCGUCUGUUAUUGUUUUGAUUCAGAACCGACGAGCCAUCCAAAGGAAGUGAACUUAACAAACAGACAGGAAAUCCAAGUGUUUCUUUUAUAAACUGCUUUUGAUUGCCGUGAAAAAGUCAAGUCCUGUUAUUAUGGGAGACCAAUUUACAAAACGGGUCAAAUACAAUUCAUACUUGUAUCGUUAUCGCGAUGAAACCGCACGCCGGUCAGCUUCAUCAAAGCAGGAGGAGGAAGAGCUAGCUGCAGAAAACGCUACAAAUGUUAUUCCAAACAAUCAAAAUAUGGAUGCUGCGCCAAUACCUCAAACUUCAGACGAAACUGGACAUCAUGUCGAUGAAGCAGUACUCGAAUCAAUCGAAACGAUGGAUGAAUCUGACAACGAAGUUGAGGCCUAUUUAGUUGAAAGCUCUGAUGAUGAGCUAAUGUACGAAGAUCGCACAGAUGGUUAUUGUGUCGAAACCGCUUUACGUCGAUGGGCAAUAACUACGAAUCAAACUUAUGAUUCCAUAAGUCAGGUUAUGGAAAUCAUACGUAACGUGAGUACCUGUAAGCUUCCAAAAGAUGCUAGAACUUUGCUGAAGACCAAUAGGAAUGUCUCUAACAAAAUUGUAACGAUCAACGGAAGCCAGUACUGGUAUCAUGGCAUAAAACAGCGUCUGCUGGAUCACCUUAGCGAUAUAAACCUCCACUCGUGUUGUAAGUUGCUGCUUAAUGUUUCUAUUGAUGGAUUGCCCAUAUUUAGAAGCAGCAAUCUACAAUUUUGGCCAAUAUUGAUAAACGUUCAUAACAUACCGGACGUGCCAGUUAUGACCGUUGCAGUCUACAGCGGAUCCACAAAACCAGGAAACAUCGAACAAUUUCUUCAACCCUUCGUAGAUGAAAUGAAUUUUCUCACAAAAAAUGGCAUUAUCAUCAACAGCAGAAAGUUCAACGUUGAAUUACGUGCGAUUAUAGCUGAUUCACCUGCGCGAGCGUACAUUAAAGGAGUUGCUGGUUUCAAUGCACGACAUGGCUGCUUGAAGUGCACCACGGUAGGAAGAAGCCUGAAUAGAAGAACUGCAUUCUCUACCCAUAGUGGACCAGAUCGAACAGAUGAGGGGUUCAGAAUGCGCAUUUAUGGUGAGCAUCACAAAAUUGAUUCACCAUUGUUAAAGUUAGAGAAUUUUGACAUGGUGAAGCAAGUAAUUGUUGCAGAUCCAUUGCAUCUGUUAGAUUUAGGAAUAGGCAGACGAACAGUCGUUAGCUUCAUGGAAGGAAAAUUUGGCAUAACAAAAAAAUUAAGUCGCACACAAAUCAACAAUGCGUCUGCAAUAUUGAUCAACAUUAAAUUACCUUAUGAGAUACAUAGGAAGUUUCGUCCUUUAAAUGAUUAUAAACACUGGAAAGGCUCAGAAUAUGCCUCAUUCUUGUUUUACGCCAGUAUUGUGGUACUCCGAGAGAUAAUGUAUGACGAACAAUACCAACACUUUAUGUUGUUCUUUUGCAGCAUUACACUGCUUUCUUCUAAUGUUUACAAAGCACAUUGGCCAUUAGCGAACAGUUUGCUUCGAAUUUAUGUACAAGAAUAUGCCAAAAUUUAUGGCCCAGAAUUUGUAUCGAGCAAUGUACACAAUUUAUUACAUGUUUUUAAUGACGUACAACAAUUUGGUCCACUUUCCAGCAUUUCAUCUUACCCAUUUGAAAACCAUUUGCAACACUUAAAACGUUCAUUGCGAAAUGGCUGGAAAUGUUUAGAGCAGGUGAUUAACAGAUUAUCCGAAAGGGAUGUUUAUAUUACUCGUCAAACUAAUGAAAGCUUAAAUUAUCCUUCUCUUCAUUACAAAGCUGGAAAAGUUGCGUUGCAUGUCCGAAAAGCCUUUUUACUAACAAAUGGCGAACGUAACGAAUGGUUUUUGACUAAAUGCGGUAAAGUUUGUCAAUAUAUAACGGCACACCAAGAAGAAUCCAACAUAGUAAUCGUUGGAAAGAAGUUAUCAAGAACUAUCGAUCAUUUUGAUUAUCCUCUGAAUUCAAAAUUCAUGCAUAUACAUCGUGGAAACUUGGCCAAUGUUGAACAAACAAACUCCGAUCUUACCAUUGACGACAUUAAAUGUAAAUUGGUAAUUAUUGAUCUUUCUCGAGAAAAUGAUUAUCUUUUUGUUCCCUUGGUCCAUACGCUAGUAGAAUAA